Messenger RNA from Suillus discolor, 1236 nucleotides. RefSeq lists its product as uncharacterized. NCBI's taxonomy places the organism in Eukaryota, Fungi, Basidiomycota, Agaricomycetes, Boletales, Suillaceae. The coding region runs from base 480 to 980 and encodes 166 amino acids. The record is from RefSeq and is a predicted model, not a curated record. The transcript is spliced from 3 exons.
UGGUGUCAAGGGUUAUCAGCAUUAUCUUUGUUUGAAACAGAAGGAUACUUGUAGUUACAUCAUUAUAUUGAAUGAAUAAGCUUAGAAAUUGAUGAGACUUGCGAGUCAAUAACCAAUGCUUAUGCGAAAUAAAAAAUCUAUGAGCCGUACUGAUUUGUUCUCCCGAACCAUCUUUACUUCAUUCCAUACACUGCUAUGUCUGAUCGCCGUGAAGUAUACUGCCGAGACUUUCGUCAGGGAGGGCAAGCCUGCACCUGUGAAUGCUUCACCCCACCCUCUAAUCCUGAUGCUCCAUACUACUGUCGAGAAUGCCAGCAUGGCUUUAGCAAGCAUCCCGAAGCUCUGGAUCCUACAAGAGAUGCACCUCGAAAGCAAGAUGGCACAACAUCUGGAAAAAGAGACUCGUCAGCAUAUUCAAGGAAAAGACCGGCUCGGGGUCUGCAGCAAGACCUUUGCCAUCUGCUGCCUCUUCCAAAAGCAUGCUCGAUCAGAAGAUACUAGGUGUCGAGCGAGCAAGAGAUGAAGUCAUGAAUGGAUAUAGAACUGGUUUAAAUUCACAGAGCAAUAAGUUGCAAUUUCGUCGCGUUACUGGUAAAGCAAGGGCCACGAGCCAAUUUGACUCUGAGGAUAAAAUUACCAAGGUUGCACAAUGGCUUCUCUUGGUGAAUUGUCUUGAUGAUGAUGGUAACCUCAUCAAUACAAGCCCACCGUCACGGACACAGUUGCACAACAUGGAACGUCGUCAAUGUGCACAUAUCGAGACUGCUAGCAGGUUUUCCUUUAGCCGAAUGUGGACUCACGACGAAGUCAAUCAAUACCUGCAGAAUGAAGUGUUCCCUUUGGCACUUGGAUAUGUCAAUUCGACAGAAAAGGGGAAAGGAAUUGGCAUACCUUCUUGCCCAUGGGUUUUGAUAAGCAAGGAGAGGCUCCGCUAUGAGGUCGUAAAUAUUGAAAGGCCUGACGGCAAUGAUCUUGCAUGAUUCCGAGGCAGACCCAAGUGCCCUGUAAAAGAUGCAAACAUCAUUAUAGGUAAGAAGCCUCUGUCUUAUAUAAUUUCUUGAUGCUAACCUGAGUAUCUUCAGCAUUGCGGAGAAGAAUUCCAGAACACGUCUAUGCAUCAUGGGAUCCCGAAUAUCGAGAGACGGGGGAUGAUGGAAUGUUUCUCGACUCUGAUGAUGCUUCAAGUUUUGAGGCGGCGAAACCAACAAUCUUAACACGUGCAGGUAAGUUUAUUAA